Phytophthora nicotianae INRA-310 is the source of this 2694-nucleotide messenger RNA. RefSeq lists its product as hypothetical. The transcript is spliced from 4 exons. Bases 1 to 2694 code for a protein of 897 amino acids. Gene Ontology annotation, molecular function: enzyme regulator activity. Gene Ontology annotation, biological process: proteasome-mediated ubiquitin-dependent protein catabolic process; regulation of protein catabolic process. Lineage: Eukaryota; Oomycota; Peronosporomycetes; Peronosporales; Peronosporaceae. The record is from RefSeq and is a predicted model, not a curated record. Gene Ontology annotation, cellular component: proteasome complex; proteasome regulatory particle, base subcomplex; nucleus.
AUGAAGGAGACUGCGCAGAUCCCCGUGCCGGCCAAGGACCCUGCGGCCAAAGACGACAAGACACCAGAUGCCGCCAAGACCGCCAACCCGACAGAAGACGGGCCGACCGAAGAGGAGCUCUCGGAGGAGGACCGCAAGCUGAAGGAAGACCUAGAGACGGCUGUGGCCCGCGUAUGCGGCCCACAAGAAGAGAUUGGCGUCAAGCAGCUGGCGUUGGAGCUGCUACGUCGCGAGAUCCGCACGGCCACAUCGUCUAUGACGUCGGUACCCAAGCCUUUGAAGUUCCUGCGACCAUCCUACGACGACCUCAAGACGGCCUACGCGACGUUCCAGGCUGGCGAGACCAAGAAGCUCAUGGCCGACGUGCUGGCCGUGCUGGCCAUGACGAUGGCCAAGGAAGGUUCGCGCGAGAGCCUCAAGUUUAAAUUACUGGGCAACAGCACGGAUCUCGGCUCAUGGGGCCACGAAUUCGUGCGCUCACUGGCCGGGGAAGUCGGCGAGGAGUACAACGCCCGCAUCACGGCCGAGAACGCCGUGGACCCGGACGUGCGCGACUUGCUGGAGAUCGUGGACGCCAUCGUGCCGUUCCACAUGCAGCACAACGCAGAGCCUGAGGCCAUUGACAUCCUCAUUGAAGUACAGCAGCUGGCCAAGUUGCUAAAGAGUCCGGAUAUCGACGAGAAGAACUACCAGCGAGUGUGUCUGUACCUUUUGGCUUGCGCUGAUUUCAUGUCGGACGCCGAGGACCUUGUCAACUUGUUGAACACAGCGUACUCGCUGUUCCUGCGUCUCGAGCAGUACCCAGAUGCUCUCCGUGUGGCGCUACGUGUCGGUAACGACGACUUUGUGACGGAAGUGUUCCAGAAGUGCAAGGACGACGUUGUGCGCAGUCAAAUGGGCUACAUUUUGGGCCGUCAGCGCUGCUUCUACGAGGACGAGAGCGAGGCAUCGGCCAACGAGAUUAUCGGCAAUUCCGACUUGAGCGACAAGUUCCUCGCGCUGGCCCGUGAUCUCGAUGUGAUGGAGGCCAAGACGCCAGAGGAUAUUUACAAGUCCCACUUGUCAGAGACGGCCAGCGUGGGCCGUGGCCGCGACUCUGGCUCGCAGCCUGCAGACUCGGCGCGUGCUAACUUGGCCUCGACUUUUGUGAACGCUCUGGUGAAUGCUGGUUAUGGGACUGAUAAACUCAUGACUCCGGAGGGCAACACGUGGCUGUACAAGAACAAGAAACACGGUAUGAUGAGUGCUGCUGCGUCAUUGGGUAUGAUUAUGCUGUGGAACGUCGAAGAGGGUAUCACGCAGAUUGAUAAGUACCUCUACUCGGGUGAUGAGUACGUUAAGGCCGGUGCUAUCCUCGGUGUUGGCGUGGUUAGCGCUGGUAUUCGCAACGACUGCGACCCUGCGCUUGCUCUGCUGUCGGAACACAUUGACUCGGGCAACUGCUCGAUCCGCUGCGCUUCCUGCUUGGGUCUGGGCAUUGCGUACGCCGGUUCGGCUCGUGAAGAUGUGUCGGAGUUGUUGAUUCCUGUGGUUUCGCAUGCUGAUGAGAAUGCUGACAUUCAGGAGGUUUCAUAUGCUGCUCUGGCACUUGGAAUGGUGGAGGUGGGCACUUGUGAUGAAGAAGCGGGAAGUGUGCUUAUGCAGAGAUUGAUGGAGAGCUCAGAUGCGGAGUUGGACUCAUCCUGCGCUCGCUUCCUGGCUCUCGGUCUGGGUCUACUGUAUCUUGGCCGUCAGGAGCGUGUGGAGGCUAUGCUGGAAGCGGCUAAGACUAUUGAGCACAAGAUGUCUAAGUACCUGGCUAUUACGUUGGAGACGUGCGCGUACGCUGGCUCCGGUAACGUGCUGAAGGUGCAACAGCUUCUGCGUACCUGCGCCGAACACAUUGAAGACCCUAUUGAGGCUCAGCACCAGAGUGUCGCUGUGCUUGGUAUCGCUCUGAUCACGAUGGGAGAAAACAUCGGCAGUGAAAUGGCCAUGCGCUCAUUCGAUCACUUGCUGCAGUACGGAGAAGUGGCAGUGAGACGCGCUGUGCCUCUAGCGUUCGCUCUGCUGAGCGUGUCUAACCCAGAAUACGCGCUGAUUGACACGCUGUCGCGCCUUACACACGACGUGGACUCGGGCGUCGCGCAGAACGCCAUUCUCGCGCUUGGUCUCGUUGCUGCUGGCACGAACAACUCGCGAGUGGCUGGUCUGCUGCGUCAGCUGUCGGAAUUCUACAGUCGCGAGGCCAACCACCUCUUUGUCGUUCGUAUCGCACAAGGUUUACUGCACAUGGGCAAGGGUUUGAUGACUCUGCACCCGUUCCACUCAGACCGACUGAUCAUGUCUCGUGUGGCUGUGAGCGGCCUGCUGACGAUCCUGCACGCGUCGCUAGAUAUGGAGCACACGAUCCUGGAUACUUCUCACUACAUUCUUUACUGCAUCGCCACAGCAAUGCAGCCCCGUAUGCUGAUCACGCUGGAUGAGGAGCUGAACCCGCUUCCCGUUUCCGUCCGAGUCGGCCAGGCGGUUGAGAUUGUGGGCCAAGCUGGUCGGCCAAAGUCUAUCACAGGAUUCCAGACGCACACGACACCUGUGCUGCUGAACGUCAAGGACCGUGCAGAGCUGGCGACUGAAGAGUACAUCCCGCUCACGAACGUGCUAGAAGGCGUUGUUAUCCUCCGAAAGAACCCGGACUACGAGCCGGAGACUUAA